This is a messenger RNA of Uranotaenia lowii, 1371 nucleotides long. RefSeq names its product zinc finger protein-like 1 homolog. NCBI's taxonomy places the organism in Eukaryota, Metazoa, Arthropoda, Insecta, Diptera, Culicidae. Gene Ontology annotation, cellular component: Golgi apparatus. The record is from RefSeq and is a predicted model, not a curated record. Bases 128 to 1096 code for a protein of 322 amino acids. The transcript is spliced from 5 exons.
GCCUCUGACAGCACAUUCGGAUUUUCAUGUUUUGAAUCCGUCGGACGUGGCGGUCUUGUUUUGGUCCCGGAGGGCGGAAUAUUCCGGAGAAAAUUACGUGUAAAAACCGAAAACAGCUACCAGCGUCAUGGGUCUGUGCAAGUGUCCCAAACGGCAAGUAACGACCCAGUUCUGUUUCGAGCAUCGGGUCAAUGUUUGCGAGAAUUGCAUGGUCGUCAAUCACACCAAGUGCACAGUUCAGUCCUACAUCCAGUGGCUGAAGGACAGUGAUUACGACUCUAGCUGUACCCUCUGCGGGAACCUAUUGGACAAUGAAGAUUGUGUUCGAUUAAUAUGUUAUCAUGUUUUCCACUGGAACUGUUUAAAUCUGCGGCAACAGUCACUGCCGGCAAAUACGGCCCCGGGAGGUCAUACUUGUCCGAGCUGUAGCGAUCCAAUUUUCCCUCCGGCUAAUCUGGUUUCUCCGGUGGCCGAUGUGCUGCGAACCCGACUCAGUCAGGUCAAUUGGGCUAGGAAUGUGUUGGAAUUGCCUUUGCUUUUGGAAGAAAACGGGGACUAUUCCGACUAUUCGGGCACGACUUCGUCGUCCCAUCAGCACAGCAACAACAGCCACAAUCAUCAUUCGGUGGGUGUGCAUCAUCACAGUGGUGGGGCCCAGAAUCGAUCAUUGCUUCCGAUUGCAUCCGGAAGUGUUGGUGGUGGUUCCGGGGAUCGUCCGGCCAGUCCACACUCGGUGGUCAACAUGGAAAGCUACACAACCAGUGCCGGAGCCGCUGCUAUGGGAGCCGAUUUUCAAGCAAGCAGUCGGCGCCCGCUGUUGCCCCGCGAAUCUCCUAUCGGUGGUUCGGACCGGGACGACAACAAAUACAAACGCCGAACGCCGGCGGAAAUCUUCUCACGCUGGUCCCGUCGCUUCUAUGCGCCCUCAUCAAGGCCACCCUGGCGGCGAACCUGGUUCUUGGUGGUAUCCGGGAUGCUCGGGUUCGUGUGUAUCAUGUACGUGCUGGCCACUCUCGGACGUCGCAGCCAGGAUUCGGACGAUCUUGGCGAUGCUGACGAUGGUAUCUUCAAUCGCCAUCUGCCCCACGAGGCAUGAUUGGAGCAACAGCAGCAGCGUGGUAAGCAGAGAGCACUGUUGCUCUGGUUUUAAAACAGUAAUCUAAAUCCUUUCAGCUUAGUCAUUCCCCCGGGUCACACAUCUACAGCUAACUGCUGCUACGCGAACGGAAUAUACGAGUAUGAUGGGACACAUUUAUAUUAUAUACUAAUCAAUUUCUAUUGCGUCACUAGAACCUAUUAUUUCUGUUAUUUUGUAUCGUCCGAUUAGGAAGAAAACUAGUAUCAAGUGAAAUAUUAAAAUUACACCAAUAA